Molecule: messenger RNA, 6235 nt
Organism: Schistocerca cancellata (South American locust)
Lineage: Eukaryota; Metazoa; Arthropoda; Insecta; Orthoptera; Acrididae
Product: secretion-regulating guanine nucleotide exchange factor
Exons: 6
Coding region: 68-1186 (372 amino acids)
Source: RefSeq, a predicted model, not a curated record
UCGCAAUGUGCACAAGCUGUUGUUUUACUGUUUACAAACAUCGUGUCAUGAGUUCACAGAAGGCAAAAUGAAGUUACUUGCUUGGGGUGCAAAUACAUAUGGUCAGCUGGGAGUUGGUUAUAAAUCUGAGCUUUGUGCUGAACCUGCUGAAGUGAGAGCUCCAACAAUUGACCCAAAGUUGCUUACAAGACUUUGUGGAGGUGGAGGCCAUACACUCAUUUUGGAUAAAAAUGGAAACAUUUAUUCCUGUGGCUGGAAUAACAAAGGCCAAUUAGGUCGGUCUGUGGAAGAGCAAGCAAUAUCUUUUGAACAUAUAGCAGCUCUUUCAGGGCAUCAUAUCAUUGAUAUCAGUUGUGGCUGGGAAACAAGUUUUGCUCUGACAAAGGAUGGGAAAUUAUUUGGUUGGGGCUCCAAUGUCUAUGGACAACUGUCUCUGCCAAGGGAUCAGGUUACAUUCAGUGCCUCACCUCUCCAGUUGACAGACCAUAAAGUGAAACAACUUUCAUCUGGUCUAAGACACACAGCAGUUGUCACUGAACAGGGUGAUGUAUUUGUUUGCGGUAGUGGAAGAAAAGGGCAACUAGGAAUUGUACAUUAUGGCCAGCCACUUAAAGAAAGUUAUACUUUACAACACGUUCCAGGCUUGCCACCAAUUAAGAUGGUUGCGUGUGGUCAACACCAUACCAUAGCUUUGUCAGUGUGUGGGAAAAUUUUUGUAUGGGGAGACAACAAGUUUGGACAACUGGGAUUUGAUCCUUUACUACAUCACAAUUUUGCCUAUCCUAUACAGCUUGAUUGUUCUGGACGUGAAAGUCUUCCACAAGAAUGCUUACUUUCAUGUGGAUGGACACACACAGUCUUAAGAACAGAAGAGGGAAAGAUAGUUAACUGGGGAAGAAAUAAUUAUGGACAGCUGGGCUGUGCUGAGAAACAAAGACUUGAAAGCUGGAAGCCAACAUUUCUGAAUGAUGUUCCCAGUACAAAACAGAUUGCAGUUGGAUCCGAACAUAAUGUGGCUUUGUCUGAGAACGGUGAAGUGCUAUGCUGGGGCUGGAAUGAACAUGGCAGCUGUGCGACAGGAGCUGAUGUGGAUGUGAAGAGUCCCAAGAAAGUUGAAAAUGCACAGAAAGCUGUUUUAAUAGGGACAGGAGGUGCCCACAGCUUUGCUGUUGCUAGUCUGGACUGAUACUGAAAUUGGUGACUGAUUGUUUUUGUUAAUAAAAUUACUUUCAAUGGCAUUGCUCUGUGGAGGCACCAAGGAUACAUCCUGACAUUUGAGUAAAAUUCACGUCGACAGCAAAAUGGUUCAAAGUGAGACUUAAUGAGAGAAUGUCAAGUUUUUAUACUAAACCUCUUAACAAAAAUAAUAUAAGUCUACAAAAAUUUCUCUUAAAAGCCUUUUGUCAGAUCAUUCCAUAUAAACCAUCAGCUUUGAAGCAAAACGCCAACAAAAAUAAUGCAGUACAAAAUAACUUUCAUUUAUAUGGUAUGUGCUAUGGGAUUAAGACUAGCUUGAUAUAAUUUUUGUGUUUUAUUCUGGUCACAUGGAACUAUGUAUUGCCAUUAAAAAUUUAAGUUUUGUUGCUCACUCUUGGCUGUUUGACUUAGCGUAUAUGAUAUACAAGGGUAAGCCAAUUAUUUUUGUUUAUUUUGGUACUACUUUGCUAGGUUGGUUGUUGUUGGGUUGUUUUUGGGGAAGGAGACCAGACAGCGAGGUCAUCGGUCUCAUCGGAUUAGGGAAGGACAGGGAAGGAAGUCGGCCGUGCCCUUUGAAAGGAACCAUCCCGGCAUUUGCCUGGAGCGAUUUAGGGAAAUCACGGAAAACCUAAAUCAGGAUGGCCGGACGCGGGAUUGAACCGUCGUCCUCCCAAAUGCGAGUCCAGUGUCUAACCACUGCGCCACCUCGCUCGGUGCUAGGUUAGUUUCGUUAUAGCUGCUGUGCUGGUAAUCAUGGCUGCUUUGCUGUCUAUUUGCACCAUAGAAGAGUAACAUUCAGUGAUCUGGUUUUUUGUGGUCGGAAGGCGUGGGGCCAAAAUUCAUCAAAGACUUUCGGUACAGUACGGAAACAGCGUUUUGCCACAACAGAGUGUGUACAAAUGGAAUGAAAAAUUCCAAAAUGGUCACACAAGUGUUAUGCACGAUGAAGGAGCCAGACGAUCAUUUACCGCCACAAAUGAAGAAACCAUUGAGUGUUCACGUGAAAUGAUUCUCUUAGACAGACAAUUAACUAUUGAUGAAGUGGCACAUUGUCUGCAAAUUAGUCAUGGUUCUGCCUAUGAAAUCAUCCACAACAGACUUCGAUUUCAUAAAGAUAGUGCAAGAUGGGUCCCAAAAAACUCAUACAGUUGCAUAAACAAAUGCACUUGGACAUCUGCAAAAAAACAUUUGGAUUGCUGUGGUAACAAACGGGACAACUUCUUAGAAAGGGAUCACUACUGGUGACAAAAAAUGGAUACAUUAUUACGAGCCAGAGAGUAAACAGAAGAGUAUGGAAUGGAAACAUCCAAAUUCGCCAUGCAAGAAAAAGUUCAAGACCCAACUGUCCGCAGGAAAACUGCACUUAUGGUUUUUUGGGACGCGCAAGGUCCAGUACUGGAACAUUAUGGGGAAAGGGGCACAACAAUAAACAGCGUACAUUACAGUGAGACGCUUACUGCCAGGCUAAAGCCUGCAAUUCGAAGCAAACUUGGAGGAUUGCUGUCAAAAGGGGUUGUGUUGUUGCUCAAUAAAGCAUACUGCUGCCCACACUGCUGAAACGCUCCAGAAACUCAAAUUUGAAGUACUGGAUCAUCCUCCAUAUAGUCCUGAUCUUGCCCCAGCUGACUAUCACUGUCUGGUCCAUUCAAACGUGCAUUAAGGGGCUGUCGAUUUGCCUCGGAUCAAGCAGUGAAAGAAGUGGUGCAGUCCUGGCUCGCAACUCAACUGAGAACCUUCUUUUAUGAGGGCAUCAGGAAGCUUGUACAGUGAUGGACCAAGUGCUUUGAAAUGCAAGGAGACUAUGUCGAAAAAUGAUGUUCUUGUAAGUUUCCUAUUUGGUUACAAAAAAAUUUUAUAACUACUUUGCGAAUAAUAAUUGACUUACCCUCGUAUUUCAUUCAACAGGGUCACUGACUAUAUCACCAUUUCUUAUGAAUGAAUAUGAGUAGUACAUUACCAAACAGAAUGCAACUACAGUCUAAUGUUUAGUGUGUCGACCUACUUACGUGGAGUUUCCAGGUUAGGUUCUACGUGACCAUAUAUUUUUCUGCAGUAAAAUGAUCCUGAAACAGAUCCUCCAUUCUCACCAGGCCAACUGAGAACCUGCUUUAGCAAAGAAGUUGGGAACUAACAUGCAGCCACUGAAGUGGCAUCAACUCAAAAAAUUCGUGCCAGAUUGAGACAUAUGUGACCCCCCCCUUUUUUUACUGUCCUCACCCCAUUGCUUUUCUUCUAUUUGGAGCAUGUUUUUCUGACUUUACAGUCAUCUGGUCAUUGUACAAAUGGAGGACAUUACCUUUUCACAGAGAUGAUGGAGGAUCCCUAAUGCAUUUUCUUCAUUUUCAUACAAUUUAAGAAAUUGAAAUAAUCUGCACUACAUCACAGCAAAGUCCCUUGAAGGUUUGCAAGGUAUCCACUAGAAUAUGCAAUUCAGUUCUGUUGAUGAGCACUGACAAAAAACUGGACAGUUCUCUUUGAAGGAUAUUUUUUUGGAGAUAAACACUCUUCAGAUCAUCACUGUGUGGCUCAUCCAGCCCGUUCCAGUAACCGUAUAACAUUCCAGGUGGCUCAGUAAUAUUUUUAAGUUUAAGCUUUUAAAGAAACUGUAGGUUUAUUAGAAUUACAUUCAACUUAUUUUACGCAAUCAUUGAUGCUUGGUUGUUGUUCAUCGUUUUUAGGAUUUGGAUGUGAACUGCACUCAAUUUGUCAUACCGAUUACUCUGACACUUGCAAUACAGCCCAGGUCCUCUGAAAGCUCAAAGGCAUGAUUGUAGGUUUCAAAUUAUCAGUUUGAGUCAGUGUUGGGGGGCAAGGGGAAAAAGCAAAAUACAGGGAAAAAGUGUCUGGUGAUAUUAUUAGUGACAGGUGAGAGAAGAAUGUGAGAAUGGAACUUAAUGUGACCCAAAAAAAUGAAGCAAAGAAUAUUUUCUGCAGUGUAAAGACUGUCUAAAACGGGGAAACAAUUGUGGUGGAGGUGGCUAGCAGAGAAAUGAAUAAAGAUACAGAACUUCACAAUCAUUAUGAGAUGGAAGUAGCUGGAAGUGUGUGUUGUAGAAUAUCAAUGACAGAUAGAGGUGGGAUAUCUGAAUACUUUGAGUGAUGAAAGAUGAGUACAUGUAAAAUGUGGCACAGGACUGGUUUUGACACACUGUGUUGUUUGUUCUCUGUUAAACUAAAGCACUUAAAAGUACCUGUUGGUUUGCUAAUUCCCACUCUUACACUUAUGCAGUACCACCUUAUGUGAGACACUGGUGUGCCUUAUCUGUCAGGAGGCAAAUCAACAACUGAAGAAAAUUAAGCAUUCUAUAUGCCAAAACUAAACAUGGUAUCCUUGUACACAGGGAAUCUGAGUUCUGGAAUAGCUAGUUCUACACAGAAGUUCUAUCACAAGUCACAGACUUUCAACAUAUUUACUUCAAUUCUUAGGCUUCUUCUUACACCAUGAUGGUGAUAAGCGUAUGUAAGACUUCUUGUUUGUUGCUACAGUCUGUGUUUGUGAGUAAAGCAUUAAUUUUUUCCCCUGACACCUAGCAAGUGCACUCAUAGAUAAACAUCAACAAUCAAACAUGUUUUUGAUGUAUGGAGAAGCUUUUCUUUGGAAAAGGCUCCAAACAGAACUAGUGCAAGUAAUGGUAUGAAUCGGGCUUGCAAAACUGCUAUCUGUAACUUCAACUUAAUGGUACACAUUGUUCUGUCACCUCUUUUUGUAAUAUAACUCUAAUGAAUUCUCCACUGUUUUUGUAAAUUGAAGAUCAAUUGUGAGCACUUGAUCUACAAAUAAUCGAUUGUUUCACAAGGAAGGGCCUUUGUUCAUCAUAAACUAAAUUUUCGCAUAGUGAAAGUUAGUUCUGAUGUAAUACAACAGACAAUUUUGGCUGCUUCAUAAAACUGCCUGAAGUGGCCCAAUUCUUUCCAAAUCACUCUUUAUACUGAUGUUUAUUUUAUCACAUUUCUUUGUAUGACUUUUCAUAUUUGGGCUCCCUUUUCAAAAUUACUCCCAAUGUUACUGACAUUUAUUGGAAAUUAGAUUAUUCUUUGUAUCAGCAGGCUUUUUGGGUUAUAAUUUCCAUUAACUACUUCAGCAAAGUCUGAUAUGAGAGCACUCUCAAUUUACUUUUUGAUACUUACUGUGAACAGCAUUCUGAAGCAACUGAAGUAUUGAUGUACACGGUCCAAAUACCAAGAUACAUACAGGUAAUUUACCCUCCUAUUACUAUGUCAAACCAGUUCGGUCAAUAACUACAAACAUAAUUUACAUGUGAACACAAAUGACAAUCUGGAGGAUUCCCAAAUUCUAUUUUGAUCCAGUGAAUUAUACUGAAAAGUAGCCUACAUGUCACUGAAAAGGAUCAUUUGAGUCAUCAUAAGAUACUUCAUAGUUAUGACUUAGGGCCCGGUUGGUCUCAUGAUGCAACAAGCCAGCAUAAUGUAAGAAGUCACUUCAGGUGAAGGUUCUGUAGAGUUUUCAGUCAGUGAGCCCAGUUAUUAGCAGAGUGAUGGAAGUGACAGUGCAGACAAUUCAAUUCUAGUAAACAGUGUGGUAGCAAUACUGACAAUGCCAUACUGAUGUGAAGCAGUAUAUUUUUAUUUUAUGCUGAAUAACAAUAAACAAUAAUCACUCACAGUUUUUGUUUGCUACUUAUACUUAUUAAUUUUCCUCAAACAUUAUGCGACACCUAAAGUUGCAACCUUUAUCAAAUAAAUAACUACAAGAGAAGUGUGACAAUUUAGAAUCUAUAUCUUGAUUGUGUGUGUAUUUUUUGCAUUGCUGUGGACAUUGUUAUUUUUUAUUCUGUCGACUGUAUAAUACAAUAGUGCGUGUAACUUUUAACAUGUUAAUGUGUACAAUAAAUCUUACAGUUCCAAUCAGAUACUGACAGCAAAUUAGUCUACUAACAGUUAUGGACCCAGGCUAUGUAUAUAACAGUUAAUGCAAUGGUUUCUGUAAAUACAAAUUCGAUUCUGAAACUGAUGGGAAGAAAAAACUAUAGUAUGUGGCAGUUUGCUAUGCAUAUGUAUCUAGAAUACGAACAGUUCU